AUGUCUGCCCCUACCACCUCUGCGCCUGCCUCGUGCAAGGUUAUGCUUUCCAAGCAUGUGGCCAAUCGCUUGAUCACCGAGGUCCAGGAAGGUGUCAAGACUCUGGAGAAGCCGCCGCACCUGGUCGGAUUCCUAGCCAACAAUGACCCCGCUGCGCUGAUGUAUGCGCAAAUGACUCAGAAGACCUGCGAGGAGAAUGGAUUCAAGUACUCCAUGCGCGAAGUCACCCGUGACGACAUCGAAGAACACAUCCUCGCUGCCAACACCGACGACAACGUCGACGGUAUCAUCGUCUACUACCCCAUCUUCAACAACCGUCAGGACCAAUACCUGCAGCAGAUUGUGGAUAUCUCCAAAGAUGUUGAGGGUCUUAGCCACCGCUACAUCUUCAACAUGUACCAGAACAUCCGCUUCUUGGACCCAGAGACCAAGCGCCAGAAGUGCAUUCUUCCUUGCACUCCCUUGGCCAACAUUAAGAUCCUCGAGUACUUGAACAUCUACAACACCAUUCUUCCUUAUGGAAACAGACUUUUCGGCCACACUAUCUGCGUUGUGAACCGAUCUGAAGUUGUGGGACGUCCACUUGCCGCCCUGUUGGCCAAUGACGGAGCUUGUGUUUACAGUGUUGAUAUCACUGGUGUGCAAAAGUUCACUCGUGGCGAGGGAUUGCAGAAGCACAGACACGAGGUUGUGGACCUUGAGGGUGCUACCUUGAAGGAUGUCGUGCCUCUGUGUGAUGUUGUUAUCACCGGUGUGCCGAGUGACAAGUAUAAGUUUGACACCAGCUUGCUCCGCGAAGGUGCUGUUUGUGUCAACUUCUCCAGCGAGAAGAACUUCGGCCCUGAAGUCAAGGAGAAGGCCUCCCUCUACGUCCCCUCCAUUGGCAAGGUGACCAUUGUUGUCCUAAUGCGCAAUUUGCUGAGACUUAUCCAGAACAAGCGGGCGGACGACGUCAAGCCUGCCGCUGCCACAGAGCGCCCUGGCACUCUCGAGGCUGAGUCUACUUCAUAG
Penicillium verhagenii is the source of this 1011-nucleotide messenger RNA. RefSeq names its product methylenetetrahydrofolate dehydrogenase (NAD(+)). Gene Ontology annotation, biological process: purine nucleobase biosynthetic process. Gene Ontology annotation, molecular function: methylenetetrahydrofolate dehydrogenase (NADP+) activity; methylenetetrahydrofolate dehydrogenase (NAD+) activity. The transcript has 4 exons. The coding region runs from base 1 to 1011 and encodes 336 amino acids. Gene Ontology annotation, cellular component: cytosol. The record is from RefSeq and is a predicted model, not a curated record. NCBI's taxonomy places the organism in Eukaryota, Fungi, Ascomycota, Eurotiomycetes, Eurotiales, Aspergillaceae.